Symsagittifera roscoffensis is the source of this 2337-nucleotide messenger RNA. RefSeq lists its product as uncharacterized. Lineage: Eukaryota; Metazoa; Xenacoelomorpha; Acoela; Convolutidae. Gene Ontology annotation, molecular function: protein binding; GTPase activator activity. The record is from RefSeq and is a predicted model, not a curated record. The coding region runs from base 191 to 2260 and encodes 689 amino acids. The transcript is spliced from 11 exons.
UCGCGUGUGGUCAGCGGUAGACUGAUUUUUUCUUUGAUUUCUAUCAAUUAUUUUAAUUUGUUUUGCCAGACGUUUUUUCAGAUGUUUUCUCGAAUGCGACUAAAAUGCCUUGAAGACAAUCGCGCGAAAAACAUAAGUUAUUUUUUGUAAUAUAUUAUUAUUUAUCAAUUGAAUCAUAAUUUAAUUGAAAAUGAGCUCAAAAAAUGUGGAACGCGACUGCGAGAUCCAUUACGUCAGUUAUGCUUCCAAGUUAUUGGCCGACUGGGAGUGUGAGCGACGGGACACUAAGCAGAAAACUAAAGAAGAGUUGCACAGACUGUCCCUGAGAUACUUGACAAGGUGUCUCAUCACACUCAGUGAGAGAAAUAGAUCCAUCUCGAUCAUGGACUGCGAACUAGACGAACAGGACUUCAGGAGAGUCGUGAGAGCGUUGAAGGAUCUGAACUCGGAGUCGCUGACUCGGACGAGGUUUUUGGAGACUAAUGUCCCCUCUGUGCUACACAACACACACAAACUCACCCCUCUGAUGCCUAACCUCAGAAUUGUCAAACUCAAAAACUUCAUCAAAGCGAAUACUCUGGUGCUGAUGCCCCUGAUGGACGGCUACCGUCUCCAUUUGUUCCUGUCCCACUUGAGACUGGACAGAGAUGACUCACUGCAAGUGAGCAGUGCGGUGAGUGCACUGUGUGAACAGAGUGAGACGGAGAUGACAGUGCAGCUGAAUGAGUGUGUGUUAGAUGACACUUUCAGACCACACUUCCAUCCUAUGACUAAUCUGUCAAACUUGAUAUUGAGAGGUUGCAACUUUGCCGAGCCCCUUGAGUUCCUCUCUCUCUUGAAGAACCUGCACUACCUGCUCCAUCUGGACGUCAGCAACUGUGGCUUGAGUGAGACAUGUAUUGAAGUGUUGAAGGAGGUGUUCCUCUCCAACCAAGUGAUAACUCAUCUCAACCUGUCUGAUAACACCCUGGGAGGUGCCAAGGAGUAUGAACUACUCAAGAGUAUCUCUUGUUUGGGCAAACUGGAGCAGCUGCACCUCUACCACUGCUGGCUCUCUCGGUUCUGUGGAAGGGGGUUCGAAACUCUCUUCCGCACAGGCGUCUCUCAAUCCCUGAAAGUUCUCAGUCUCAAUUUCAACCAGUUCCAGGGUAACCCAGAAGUGCUGAUGGCCAUAUCUAACUGCAGGUCCCUGGAAGAAAUCUAUCUGUAUAAUGCGCAGAUUAUGAAGAGGAAUUGCAGCUCGUUGAGGCAGAUUCUUCAGCAGAAUGAGAACCUCAGAGUGAUUGACUUGUCGCAGAAUGACUUUGAGGGAGGCGAGGAUAUCUUGCAAGCACUGUGUGUAUGUAGGAAUCUAGAGAAGCUAGGACUCUACAACACUCAGUUGGAUGACAGUUGUCUUUUUUCACUCAAUAAAGUCAUGCGCAACAACCAAAGUCUUGCCGAGUUGAAUCUUUCCCGAAACCCUUCAUUCACAAGUCAUGCAUCGCUCUUUGACGCCCUAGCCCAAUCCAAAGACCUGGAGAAAGUAUACCUCAAACAAGUGGGACUUGUGCGCCCCAUGGUGCCACAGAGAAGUCUGUUUGAUGAACCGGAGGAUCCGGAGAAUGACAAAGAGUGGAGUGAUGUUAUUGUUAUGUGCAACAAGAUACAAGAUGCCUUCUUGAAAUUCAUCACUUCAUGCAGGAAAUUGCGUGUUCUCGAACUGGGCAAGAAUGAAAUGUGGCCGAGGAUACUGGAAGCUUUGAUUAAGACCAACAAUUUGGAGAAGCUGUUCCUCUAUGGCUGCAACAUGAAGUACGAGUGUGUGUCUGCCCUCACUGAAGUGGUCAAGGUCAACUCUAAACUCAGAAUUCUCGAUUUGGAGGGCAACGAGUUCACGAAAACCAGACAACUCUUCGAAGCUCUUGAAACGUCUCAAAUUGGCAGUGUUGAUCUAAGAAACGCCAACAUCAACGAUCACAAAAUUAUGCAGAUUGUCAGCCUCAUCGAAUCUGCCAGGAAGAAACACCAGGAUGCCAAAUUGAAAAAAGAGCUCGGAAAAGAUAAAAACAGAGGAUUAGAUCAUAUUAUGUUUUCUGAGAAUCGAGAUCUAAGUGUGGAAGGCUUGGAGAAGCUGCUGGAACUUCUUGAAGCGGAGGACUCCGGUUCGAAUCCCGCUCCAAGCCCAAGCAAAGCGAGUUCAUCAAGCGAAAAGCCGGGAAACAAAAAGGAAGUUGUUCAGAAAAUAAACUCAAAAAACUUGAAGCCCGUUCUUCACUGACAUGUCGUUAAAAUUUCUGACAACUUUUUAAAAAACAAUUUGCUUUAAAAAUGGUGCAUUUUCAGAGAUAAAAAUUG